Messenger RNA from Dendrobium catenatum, 1823 nucleotides. RefSeq names its product F-box/kelch-repeat protein SKIP30. Bases 529 to 1602 code for a protein of 357 amino acids. The transcript has 4 exons. Gene Ontology annotation, molecular function: protein binding. The record is from RefSeq and is a predicted model, not a curated record. NCBI's taxonomy places the organism in Eukaryota, Viridiplantae, Streptophyta, Magnoliopsida, Asparagales, Orchidaceae.
GGCAAAAAUGAGAGUGAAGGGCACGAUAAAAAACGAAAACCCUACCUUUCUCUCUCCCCCUCUUUUCGCUCCCCUGCUGUUUCAUCUACGCACCACUUUCUCUUGCUGAGCUCCUGCAUCUCUCUGUUUACACAAUCUCUGUUUUUCGACCUUGCCCAUCCGAUCCCUCUGCCCUUUGGACGAAUAUUACAUCUCUGUUACCGUUGCCUUCUUUUUUGUUUUUCUGUUGGGGUCUUCCAUUUUAUCUGGCAUUUGCUACGCGCUUCCUGCUUGAUGAAAUGCACCGCACCACAUUAGUUUAUUAUUGAUGUUUUAAGGAUCACAGCUGUGCUGAGACUUCUGUUUCUGAAGCAAAUUGUGAAUAGCUUGCCGGUUUGACUUCUAGUUGAGGGAUUGAUGGUUGGACAUGCAUGGGCACUGCAAGAAUGGAUGAAGACCCUUUGGUUGAAUAAACACUUGGUGGCUUGAAUUUAGCAUGCUAAGGUUCCAUCCACAUCAACUCAAUAUAUCUUCCAAAGGUUAAUCUGAAUGACCCAUGAUAUUAUGUCUGCCCUUAUUGAAGGUCUUCCCGAUGCAGUUGCCCAUCAUUGCCUUGCACGAGUUCCCUUCUACUACCAUCAAAAUCUCCGGCUUGUUUCCAGAUCAUGGAGAGCUGCACUCUGCAGUUCCGAGUUAUUGAAGGUUCGCCAUGAAAUCGGUGCCUCCGAGGAGCUUCUCUGUGUUCUAGCCUUUGACCCUGAAAAUGUUUGGCAGCUUUAUGACCCAUGUAGGGAUCAUUGGCUAACUCUUCCUGUCAUGCCAUCCCAGAUCAGACACCUUGCACGUUUUGGCGUGACCUCUGUAGCUGGCAAGCUGUUUGUGCUUGGAGGUGGCAGCGACAGGGUUGAUCCACUCACAGGUGAUCAUGAUGGCAUCUUUGCCACCAGUGAGGUCUGGUCCUAUGAUCCCUUAUAUCAUGAAUGGGCUCGACGAGCCAACAUGCUCGUUCCUCGUGCGAUGUUCGCCUGCUGCUCCAUAGAUGGAAAGAUUAUUGUUGCCGGAGGUUUCACGAGUUUCCGGAAAUCAAUUUCGAAGGCCGAGAUCUAUGAUCCCGAUACCGAUACAUGGCGAUCGCUCCCCGAUCUUCUCCACACCCAUACUUCAGUCUGCUCUGGUGUAGUAAUUGAUGGUAAGAUCCAUGUCUUGCACAAAGGCCUCUCAGUAGUUCAGAUUCUGGAAGAUAGGCAGCAAUGGUCAGUUAAGGACUUUGGUUGGCUUCAGGGUCCAAUGGCUGUUGUUAGAGAAGAGCUCUAUGUUCUAAAUGGAGGGUUCAUUCUGAAGCAGCAUAAGGAGAGCAGUCAGAAAGAUAAUACUGUUCUUGAUAAAUUGGUGUCUUCUGCGCCAGAAUUCAAAAGCAGAAUCGGAUUUGGAAUGAUUGGGCUCGGGGAUGAUUUGUAUGUCAUCGGCGGAGUGAUUGGACCAGGACCGACUAAUCAGUCUAUCAAGCAGCUUCGAGACGUUGAUGUUCUAUCUGUGAACAGCAAAUGGCCGAUUUGGCGACAGGCUUCGCCAAUGACUCGGUGUAGUGGAAGCAUUCUUGGCUGCGCUGUGCUGAAAAUUUGAUUGGAAAGGUAUAUAUUUAUAUAUAUAUAUCUCUAUCUCUAUAAAUUUAUACCUUAAUGUGGCAUUGUGAAUGUUGUUUUUUUUGAGUGACAUUGUAUUUCUAGGGAAUUACAGAUAAGCAGGCAUUUUAUUGUUUUUCAUACAUUUCAGCUCAGAAAAAAAAAAAAAAAACCAAAUUGUGAAUUUUAUUCUAUGAAGGGAAGAUUGAUUUUGAAAUGAUG